This is a messenger RNA of Pogonomyrmex barbatus (red harvester ant), 1270 nucleotides long. Its product is annotated as glycerophosphodiester phosphodiesterase 1. Gene Ontology annotation, molecular function: glycerophosphodiester phosphodiesterase activity. Lineage: Eukaryota; Metazoa; Arthropoda; Insecta; Hymenoptera; Formicidae. Gene Ontology annotation, cellular component: plasma membrane. The record is from RefSeq and is a predicted model, not a curated record. Gene Ontology annotation, biological process: ethanolamine metabolic process; phospholipid metabolic process; N-acylethanolamine metabolic process.
CACACACACACACACACACACACACACACACACACACACACACACAUAUUAUAUAUAAUCUUGGAGGACGUCCAGGUUCUCUACGAAGUCCCCGCGAACACUUGAAAUCCGCGCGAUUCAGAUUUAUAAGAAAUAAUGACAUGCUACGUCAGGAUCCUCAUUGCGCGAGUUAUCGCGCUUGUGCAUUUUUCAUCAUUCGAUCGCAGUUGUAAUCUCAUGAGGCAAUAAUCUUAUCUGAGGGGAGUCCUAGGCACGCAAUCCUGUGCAGUGGAAAGCUAACGCCAAGAUGUAUCAAAUUGUCGAGCUGAUCGUGAACAGCGCUUUGCUAUGGAUAUUCCUCGAGACCGUGCUGAGCGUCCUGGUCACCGUCUUGUAUGAGUUUUGCGUUCCCUGGAUCGUUUGGGGUACAUUGAUUGUCAUGGUAGCGCUGAAAUUGGCCCGUGUGUCCCCACCACCUGUCGACACUGUGCAAGAAGUGCUCGGCGUGAACCCGUUCCUCCUGAGCAAAGAUAACUCCGUGUCCGAAAACAACGGUAACGGAGAGCAAUAUUGCAUGCGAGUGGUGGCCCAUCGUGGUGGAGGACUCGAUUAUCCUGAGAACAGUUUGUUGGCUUUCCGAAACACCAGAAAAAAGGGCUGUACUGCAGUAGAACUCGAUUUACGACUAACAAAAGAUAACAUUCCAAUACUAUUCCAUGAUCCAACAAUUGAAAGACUCACAGGUCAGAUGGGAACAAUCAGUGAAAUGACAUGGGAAGAAUUGAAGGAAUUUGAUAUAACUUAUAAUCAUCCACUUAAGAGCAAAUUUUUCGAAGGUGAGAGGAUCGCACUGUUGCAUGAUGUGCUGCAGGAAUGUCUAAACAAUGAACAAAGAAUAAUUAUAGAUAUAAAGGAGACAAGGAUGGAUGUCGUGCAAGUUGUUCUAGAUGCAUACGAGAAAUAUCCAAAAUUAUUUCAGAGAGCCGUCAUAUCGAGUUUCAAUCCAAUCAUAGUAUACAUGAUUAGAAAAAAAGAACCGCAUAUUGUUUCGAGCCUUGCUUGGAGGCCGUACUUUUUUUCGAGAACUUCGUAUGCUGGUCUAGAAGCACCUGGUCCAGUACGAUUUCACAAUCCGUUUAAACAUAUGGCAGCUUGUAUUUUGGAAGUUUUAUAUGAAUGGCUAUUACCGCGUUUUGUCUACUACAUCGUUGGCGUUUCGGCCGUGCUGUUGCACAAGGACAUAGUGAAUCCGUAUGUAAUUGUUGCUAAAUUUUUAUAAAUUUCAUUUGCA